Molecule: messenger RNA, 1831 nt
Organism: Lontra canadensis (Northern American river otter)
Lineage: Eukaryota; Metazoa; Chordata; Mammalia; Carnivora; Mustelidae
Gene: LRRC71
Product: leucine rich repeat containing 71
Exons: 15
Coding region: 143-1813 (556 amino acids)
Molecular function (GO): protein binding
Source: RefSeq, a predicted model, not a curated record
GGCGGCGCCGCAGGUGGCGGGGAGGGCGCUGGCCGCGGAGUAGAGACCCCCGGUUCGACCGUCCCCUGGGCCGGCCCCACCGAGUCCUGUCUGGCCUCCUCGCCCGCCGGGCCGCUCCAGAGUCGCUGCGGACCGCGCCGGCAUGUCGGGGGAGGCGAGUGCGCCCGGGGUCUCCCCUCGGGCCCCGCGUCCCGGGACACAGAAGUCGUCCGGCGCGGUGACCAAGAAGGGGGAUCGCGCGGCCAAGGAGAAGCCGGUCACCGUCCUGCAGCCGGUGGGCGAGGAGGAGCCCAAGAACCCUGAGGAGUACCAGUGCACCGGGGUCCUCGAGACGGAUUUCGCGGAGCUCUGCACGCGCUCGGGCUACACCGACUUCCCCAAAGUUGUCCCCCGGCCUCGCCCGCACCCGGCCUUCGUCCCCUCGGCCUCGAUGUCGGAAAAGCCCGCCUUAGACGAUCAGCGCCUGUCGGGGUCUUGCAGCCUCAACAGUCUGGAGAGCAAGUACGUGUUCUUCCGGCCCACGGUGCAGGUGGAGCUGGAGCCCGAGGACAAGUCGGUGAAGGAGGUCUUCAUCCGCGGCUGGAAGGUCGAGGAGCGGAUCUUGGGAAUCUUCUCUACGUGUCUGCCUCCGCUCAGCCAGCUGCAGGCCAUCCACUUGUGGAAGGUGGGCCUGACCGAUAAGACCCUGACCACCUUCAUCGCUCUCCUGCCUCUCUGCGCAUCCACGCUCAGGAAGGUGUCUCUGGAGGGCAACCCACUGCCCGAGCAGUCCUAUCACAAGCUCAUGGCGCUGGACAGCAUCGUCUCCCAUUUGUCCCUGCGGAACAACGACAUCGAUGACCACGGCGCACAGCUGCUGGGCCAAGCUCUGUCCACACUGCACAGCUGCAACCGCUCCCUGGUCUCGCUCAACCUGGGCUUCAACCACAUCGGGGAUGCAGGCGCUGGCUACAUCGCCGAUGGCCUCAGGUUGAAUCGCGCCCUGCUCUGGCUGUCCCUGGCACACAACCGUAUCCAGGACCAGGGCGCCCUGAAGCUGGCCGAGGUCCUGCGCCCCUUCGAGCUGACACACACGGAGGUGGUGGAGCGCCGCCGCCUCCUGCUGGAAAAGGGGUCUCAGGAGCGCUCGAGAUCGCCUUCCUCCUCCCGACACGGGGACUCCAAAGGCGAGAAGAACCCCUUCACGGGCGUCAGCAAUGUUGCCCUGUCAGAGAAGCCAGACAAGACGCCCACCACGAAGACCCUGAAAGGCCUGGGCAAGAAAAAGGAUAAAUCAGGGGACGGGGCGAAGAGAGAGGAGAAGCCGGGGUCAGGGCAGUCACCCACACAGGGGACCCUCAAGAAAGAAGACACCAAGGCCUCCAAGGGGAAGGUCACCAUCCCGGAGCAGAAGCCCAACAAGGGGAAGGGGCCCAAGAUCGGAAACAAGGAGAAGCGCAGCUUCCUGCUGGAGUCCGAGCUGGUCUCGGAGCCUUCAGAGGUGGUUAACCCUCUCCUGGAGCCCGUGGAGCACCGAGAGGGGAAAGUGUUCAUGCCUGGGAACAAGGUCCUUCUGCACCUCAACCUCACCCGAAACCGCAUCACCGAGGUGGGGCUGGAGGGCUUCUUGGCCACCGUGCAGCACCAGGCCCAGUUCUCCAAGUCCAAGAGCGCAGCCAAGGGCCCUGUGGGGCUGCUGUGCUUGUCGCUGGCGAAAAAUUACUUCUCCCCACAAUGUCCCACGUACACCAUGAUCCAGGAGCUGAUGCUGCCCAGGGACCCCAUCAGCAAGGCCAAGGCCAGAGAGGAGGAGCCCUCGGCGUCCUCCACCUAGCCCCUCCCCCAUCUCCCU